Messenger RNA from Cryptomeria japonica (Japanese cedar), 1865 nucleotides. RefSeq lists its product as uncharacterized. Lineage: Eukaryota; Viridiplantae; Streptophyta; Pinopsida; Cupressales; Cupressaceae. The transcript has 4 exons. The record is from RefSeq and is a predicted model, not a curated record. The coding region runs from base 1016 to 1678 and encodes 220 amino acids.
UUAGUUGAAAUUUUCCAUUUUUUUGGUUGUUUUCAGCAGAAAAUCUGGUUAUUCUUUGUUUUUCUGGAAAAUCAGUUGCUUUCAACUGAAAAAAUAGUUAUUUCGUCAUUGUUUCUUUUUCCGUUUCGUUAGUUUUUUCAUGAAAAUUAAAAUAUGUUUCUUUUUUAAUUUUACUGUUAUUAUAAUUAUUCAUGUCGCUGUUAGUAAAACUCAUUUUUUCAUUGUUCUACACUGGUUAUUUCGUUGGAUUUUUUCUUUAAAAACCUUGUCACUUGGUUGUUUUUUGUUUGCAAAACCUUCAUUUCACCGUUUUGGCUUGGAAAACUAGAUAUUUGAUUAGAAAUUGAGUUUUUCGAUGUUUCCGAUUUAAAUUUUUUUCUAGCUUGGAGAAGAAUCGGUUGAACUGAGGAAAAAUAGAGAGAAGCUACAAAAUAUAUCGAAUUGCACGAAGAGAACUUUUUUGCUAAGAUUUCCCCCCUAUUUUGUUUGGCCUACACAGGCGAACUGGGGAGAAUCGCUUAAAGUGGAGAAAAGCGGCAUCAUAAUCCGAAUUGCAGAAAAUAAUUCCUUAAACCGAUGAUUUUAUUCUGCUUUGAAAAACUGAUUAUUUAGAAUUUUUUUAAGAAAAUUGCAGGCAACUUGCUAGACAAGAAUUGCUUGAAGCGCCAGAGAUUUGACAAUAGCGGCAAAAUAUACUGAAUUUGCAGAAAAGAAUCGCAUUCAGCGGCGAAAAAUGGACAAAAGUACUUAGAGCGUCUUAAAAGAAUUGCUUGACUAGAGAAAAAUCGUUUAAAAAACGACAAAGACACACAAAAGCAUCGCUAAAUGUGGCGGAAAAGCUGCCGUGGUCGUGCAUAGAAGCAUGCCAGCAGUCGGCGGGAUUCGAACUGUGUAUCUCCCAAGCGGUGGUUAAAACUUCGAAGCAUUGUUAAUAAAAGAACUUCAUUCCUCUGACCUUAUUCUGAAUCUAUUCAGAGAUCGUAUUUUCUUGAGCAGAGCUUCAUUUUAUCUAAAAAUGUCCUUGUGCACUUGGGCCACUGUAGUCUCGACUGUGCCUUCUCAGAGCGUGAAUGCCGUCCACACGCGCAAUUUUUCAGAUAAUCAAGAACCGGUUCCUAUGUCGACAUUUCUUUAUUUCCUUGAAUUACUGGAGGCAUUAAACAGCGAUGGAAAUGACACCAGCUGCAACGCAAGUCAAUUUUUUUUCUGUCAAGAAAGCACUAACAACUCCACUUCAAGCCUUUUCGACGGCUACAAUGACUCUGCCAACGGCCUUGACAGAUUCUUCGAUGAUCUGUCAAAUGACGGCAUUGUUUUUGGAGGCAGCGAAGAUAGCACAAGCACAAGCACGCCGUGGACUUGUGAGCCGGCAUUUUUAUCUUUGAAUUCGGAAUAUUAUGCCACACAUGGUUUUGACUAUGUUUUUCCCUUGGAAACCUCGGCCUCAUACAAGCAAGAUUUUAUGAAAUCUGGACAUAUGGUCGACAGGGGAUUUUGCGAUUGGUCGCCUGAAUGGUUUGAAGAGGAGGAAAAUCAAGGAAAAGGUAUUUCAUUACAGAGUGUUGAAAAAAUACAGUAUUCUUUAGAAAAUGAAGAUGGCAUCAAUGCGAUGGAAGCGGUCAAGCACAAGCGGAAAGAAAUAUGUAAAGUUCCAUUUUCCUCUCCACUGUGCUUUUAAAAUUCUGUCAUUAUAGCCUGUUUAGGAAAAAAAAUUAACAUGUAACAGAGUUAAGAUAGGAACCCCAAAUCAAGUGCCUUUUGAUAAGGUAGGUAAAGAACAAAUCUAACACCUUACCACUAAGUUACCAGACAUUUUCAGUUCACAAUGUUGAUUGUUUUCAAUAAUGAUAAGGGUUUUCUUUUAA